AUGAAUUAAGAGAAAGAUUGCUCUUAUAUGUAAUAGGUUAAAUUUGAUUUGCGUCGUCGAAGAAUGCACAUAGUACCAUCAGUGAUAAAUUGUGAAGUUCAGAAACGCAGAAAUUCUUUCUCUCUGAGUUCUGAUGCUUGUAAGAGUCCCUAGAGGAAGGCAACUAAAUACUUCGAAAAUCAGAAUCCAGGUUAGAACGCGUAUUUCUGGAGUUUGAUAAAAUCAAAGCGAAAUGAGAAUGAGUAGUUUGUGCAAGUGCUCAAAUCCAUGUGUCCAAUAUAGGUGAGUGAGGUUGAGGCAAGAUUGUAAUUUUUACUAAGAAACUUUGGUUAUGAGGAUGAGAAGUCUAUGUUGGAGAUCGUAGAAAACAUACAGUAGGGCUAGAGAUGUCAGCAAUGGACUUAAGAAGAGUCACGUAUCUUGAUUUGGGCGAUUUGUAAGUUGGGAGUGCAACACAAUUAGUGGAAGGAGUUAGGGAAUUUAUUGAAUCGUUCGGUUAAGGAAUUGAAAACUCAUUGGACUGAAUUAAUCCAUCAUACACAGAGAGGAUUGUUAUGGACAGCAUAGGAAGAUUAGACUCUUUAAAACAUGAUAAUAACAUAUUUGAAUAAUUCAUAGACGAUCAAUUGGAAGUGUAUGGCCAAUGUUCUAAACAAGUCUGAUAAGCAAUGUUAGGAUCGUUGGUAUAAUACUCUGGAUCCAUCAAUAUCGAAAGAGGCUUUUAAAAUUGAAGAUGAUUUAUAAUUGUUGUAGUUGGUGUAGAAGUACGGGAAGAGAUGGAAGAGAGUGUAGAGAGAAUGGUCAUUGAAUAGAAAGAGAUCUCGUUAUGACUUGAAAAAGAGGUUUUAUGAAUUAUUAAAUUAACCAGAUUCAGGUUAUGAUAGUGAUACAUCUUCAAAUUCUUCUUCAAAAUAUAGGAAAUUGAAUUAGGAUGAUAUCGAUAAAAUUUAGAAGUUGAUUUCCGAGAUGCAAAUUAGUGAAGGAAUGCAAUUAGAAAAUAAAUUGGGGAAGGACAAGUUAUUGAAGAACAAACUGUUGAGCAUAGCCAAGAGUGAUCUUGAUAAGAUGUUGAAUUAAUAGAGAAAAAUAAAGAUUUAAUCAGCCAGUACACCAACUGAUGAAUAGAAAAAUGAUAUUCAAGAAGAACCUGAUGAAGUCAUAAUGAACACUCCUUCAAUUAUGAACUCUUUGUCAAGAUGUCUACUGAAGAUCAAUUUGGAAACUGAGGAUGAUCAGUUGUCCAUUGAUAAAUUGGCAGUUCCAAAGGUUCAAUAUAAUGUCGAUUCAGUAGAACAUCUAAAACAUGAAGAUAUUUUUGACAUCCAAUUUGCAUUGGUCAAUGAUAAAACAAACACUCUCUAUUAUGCAAAUUUAGAAUUCAUGCAAUAACUGAUAAAUCUGAUUACCAAUCAAAGGAAAUUGAUGCAAUUGACUGAUAUGAAUAAAUAACCAUAGAAAACAAAGAAGAAGUUCAGUUCUUAACAAUUGAUUCAAGUCUAUCCCAACAAAGUCGGGUUGUCACAAUUUAGUUAGGAUGAUACAAAACAAUAAUGA
Messenger RNA from Paramecium tetraurelia, 1554 nucleotides. RefSeq lists its product as uncharacterized. The transcript has a single exon. The record is from RefSeq and is a predicted model, not a curated record. NCBI's taxonomy places the organism in Eukaryota, Ciliophora, Oligohymenophorea, Peniculida, Parameciidae.